Molecule: messenger RNA, 2577 nt
Organism: Anthostomella pinea
Lineage: Eukaryota; Fungi; Ascomycota; Sordariomycetes; Xylariales; Xylariaceae
Source: the annotation of a GenBank genome assembly
AUGGCAGAUGCAAACCUCAUCGGGAUCAUCAAGGUCCCAUUGUGUGCUUUCACCUACCAGACUGAAUGGCCGGUGAAGCUCUACACUACCCCGCCAGGACCGUGUUUCCUUCACCAGACAACAUACUCCGACGGGGAGAUAUACCGCGGGAAGAGGCUCUGUCAGCUGGCCAAGCAAGACCUCCUGGCUCGGGAAUGGAUAGUGCAACUAUCAUCGAGCAAGCAGCCGAUUAUUCGGCAGCUGUCCAGGAAUAUCGAGAUUGUAGAAGCACUGGAUAAACUCCUGCCGUACCCGGGGCUCUGGACGGGGCUGAGAAUUGGCAACCUGCAUAAAUACCUUGCACUGCACUGUGUCGAGCAGAUUCUCAACUACCUCGGCCACAUAGAUCACGUCUGGUCGACAAUAACGGUCGGCAUCAUGCCGGAAACGGUUGACAACAGUUCGGUUGGCGUCCUGCAAGGCCGUGCCCCGUCCAUCGCAGCAGACCGUAUGUACAUUGAGCAUAUGUUCAACCAGAAUCAGAUCUUCGUCCGCGUUACCGACCCUGCAACCCGCAGCCGGCUAUUAGACCGAAUCCUGUCGUUGGACAAGAUGAUACCCAGCAUAGGGACAUUUGAGAAAAGCAUGAAGUAUUUCGAGCUGGGUGCGAGAAUUCUGAGGCGCGAGCUGUUGGGAGACCAAGAGAAUGUCGACCCUACAGCCAAUGUUCAUCCGGGGACCAAUGUGAACCCGGAGGCCGAGGAGCCCACGCUCCUCCAGAGACUCAAGUGGCAAAGUCCAAUGAGCCCUACCGUCGAGGUGGCCGAGGGGGUCUUCGUGGAAUCUACUGUCAUGACUAAGGAGACAGCACUCAAAGCGCUCUUCCUAUUCUCCCUGCGGCACUUCCCCUACUUAGGACCUGAUCCGCCGCUCCAGGAUGUAAAGGGCGAAGGUAUCGUAGCGGGCCUAAGCGACCUGCAUUCGCUUCAUCUCCGUGCCCGGGCCAGGGAAUUUGGGUUCGUGUUGAGUAUGCUCGAUCAGGAGCUGUGCCAAUUAGAUCCCCUUGUCGUAGACCCCAUGAGCACAAAGCGACGGUCUAUGCCUUGGAGAGGUGGCAAGCCCUUUGUCAGUACGUUCUUUGAGCUACGACCAGUCGCAUUUCUUCCUACUCUAGACGCAGCCGAUCCACGUGCCGGCGUUACCCCGGCGUUCGUAUUAAAGCACUUCAUGGAUGCAUAUUUCGGCGCUUCUUCCUAUGCGGUGGACGUGCCGUACUCUAUGGACGAAUCCGGUAUGUCGUCACAUAGUCUGCCAGUGCCUUCAGCGCAACCACCCUUCGGCUCCCCACGCUCGGGAGAAGGCACAGUCCAUUUGCCACCGAUUGGAUCACAAUUCAGUAACAAGCCAAAGGAGCACCGCGGGCGAGCCGUAGAGGGGGCUCAGAACGCCGGAGAACCGGCAGGGGAUGAUAGCAAGGAAAUACCGAUGAACGGCGAACUCUGGACGAGGUCCCCGAACGCGCCUACUUUACGAGAGUCCAUGGACCAGUUCGACGUUCAGCUCCCUGAUCGAUCAGUUCAACGCUCCCCGAUCUUCACCCCGGAACCUGAGGGCGAGACACAAGAAAUUCUGGAAGCUAUUGCAGGGCAGUCAAGCCUAGCUGGACAUGCGAGCUCGACAGGCUUCCGUCCUGAUGUGGCAAUUGACGCCAGCGUAUUCAUGGCCCCUACGCAUCUGGGCCCGAGGCCUAGGACCUAUCUCAAGAAGGAGGAUAGGAAGAAGGAUAAGAAGGAUAAGAAGGAUAAGAAAGAUAAGAAGAAGAGAGGAUUGAAUAGAAUCCGGAAGAAAUCCCUCCGCGAGCCACUGGUUCGUCCUGGGCAGCAGUCAGAGAUUGACGGUCCCAACUUCACGUUCCGGUCACGCAAGAGACGUGGGAAUACUCCGCCCAUACCGGAAGGACCCAGUCACAGCCCAAUCUUUCGCUUGUGGGAUGCGCCACGGGAGCUCAAGAGAAAACAUACUACUGCAAUGGCCGAAGACCCCUGGGUAGACAUACGGCCGGCAAAGGACCCCUCCCAGGGAAAGAGACCAAGAUUGCAUGGGCCCCAUGGGAAGGCUGGGACCAAGCGGACGCUUUCUCAGACAGGGGAUGGUUGGAAGUCUAUCAUACGGCGACAGAGCAGCAAAGGCAAAGGCAGGGAGAGCAUGCCGAGACCGCGGCGGGACAGCGAUAAUGUUCCGGCAGAUCCUCGGCGGGACGACCAAUCUGUUGAGCGUGGAAGAUCACCGCCGGAAGACACAAAAUGUCACGAGGGUUCAGGCGCGAUAGCAGGAAGCCAGACUCCAUCUUCUACUACCCAGGGUGCCUCCGGCUCGCGACUGUCUCGUGAGGGCGGUGCUUGGCCCCAACAAGCCAGAAGCAGUAAAGAGGUGAGAGAAACUUCGGGCCAUACAGAGGAACAUCCCAAGCGUGGAGCUUUUGCUCAAACGAAGGACGACUACCCUGUGGACGAAGACUGGUCUAGUGAUACGGAGAUUCCAGUCCCCACUAGGGAGAGGUCGGCACCGGCGUCUCCAGAAGAUGACGGGAUUUUAUGA